Conger conger (European conger) is the source of this 4233-nucleotide messenger RNA. RefSeq names its product parathyroid hormone 1 receptor (gene pth1r). Gene Ontology annotation, cellular component: plasma membrane. NCBI's taxonomy places the organism in Eukaryota, Metazoa, Chordata, Actinopteri, Anguilliformes, Congridae. Gene Ontology annotation, biological process: cell surface receptor signaling pathway; intracellular calcium ion homeostasis; adenylate cyclase-activating G protein-coupled receptor signaling pathway. The record is from RefSeq and is a predicted model, not a curated record. The coding region runs from base 94 to 1713 and encodes 539 amino acids. Gene Ontology annotation, molecular function: parathyroid hormone receptor activity; peptide hormone binding; G protein-coupled peptide receptor activity. The transcript has 13 exons.
CCGAUUUAAGUGGAUGAAAACGUCCGUGAAAACACAUUUAAGUGACAAACUGUAUGAAGUUGCUUUCUUAUAACGGAUCUUGGAGGCUUAGCUAUGGGACCCACUCUACUGUUCAACAGUUUGGGCAUUCUUCUGUGUUGCUCGAUCCUGAGCAGCGUCUACGGUCUGGUCGAUGCUGAUGAUGUUCUCACCAAAGAGGAGCAGAUAUAUCUUCUGUUCAAUGCCAAACGCAAGUGCGAAAGAGCCAUCAAGUCCAAACUUAAAUUGCCAGAUGGUUUCUGCCAGCCAGAGUGGGACGGCAUUCUUUGUUGGCCCGAGGGUCCCCCAGGAAAGAUGGUGUCCACUGGAUGCCCUGAGUACAUCUAUGACUUCAACCAUAAGGGGCAUGCAUAUCGUCGCUGUGACAUGAACGGAACAUGGGAACUGGCAACCAGUAACAAUAAAACCUGGGCCAAUUACAGCGAGUGUGCCAAAUUCCUGCCCCACUACAACCAGAACCAUGAGAAGGAAGUCUUUGACCGUCUGUAUCUCAUUUACACCGUGGGUUAUUCUGUCUCCUUGGGAUCACUCAUGGUGGCUGUUGUCAUCUUGGGAUAUUUCCGACGGCUGCACUGCACCAGGAACUACAUCCACAUGCACCUGUUUGUCUCCUUCAUGCUGCGAGCCAUCAGCAUUUUCGUGAAAGAUGUGGUCCUGUACUCGGGCUCAGCCUUGGAGGAAAUGGAGCGGGUCAGCGUGGAGGACCUGAAGUCCAUCACCGAAGCUCCACCUGCUGACAAAGCACAGUUUAUUGGCUGCAAGAUGGCUGUCACCCUGUUCCUGUACUUCCUGGCCACAAAUUACUACUGGAUACUGGUGGAGGGCCUGUACCUCCACAGCCUCAUCUUCAUGACAUUCUUCUCCGACAGGAAAUAUCUGUGGGGAUUCACUCUAAUUGGAUGGGGGGUUCCAGCUGUAUUUGUGAUGGUGUGGGCAAGCGUCAGAGCCACUCUGGCAGAUACAGAAUGUUGGGAUCUCAGUGCAGGAAACCUUAAAUGGAUUGUCCAAGUUCCAAUUUUGGCUGCCAUAGUGGUGAAUUUUGUAUUAUUCUUGAAUAUUAUCAGAGUUCUGGCAACGAAAUUGAGAGAGACGAAUGCAGGCAGGUGUGACACCAGGCAACAGUAUCGGAAGCUGUUGAAAUCCACGCUGGUCCUCAUGCCUCUGUUUGGAGUCCAUUACAUUGUUUUCAUGGCCAUGCCCUACACAGAAGUCUCAGGAGUCCCUUGGCAGAUACAGAUGCAUUACGAGAUGCUCUUCAAUUCAUUUCAGGGAUUCUUUGUGGCAAUAAUAUAUUGCUUCUGCAAUGGUGAAGUCCAGGCGGAAAUUAAAAAGUCCUGGAGCAGGAGAACUCUGGCCUUGGACUUUAAGAGGAAAGCACGGAGCGGCAGCAACACGUACAGCUAUGGCCCCAUGGUCUCACACACCAGUGUGACCAAUGUGACGGCCAGGGGUCCCCUGGCCCUGCACCUCACCACCCGGCUGGGGCCCGUGUCCAUAAACGGCCACCGCAACCUCCCGGGCUACGUGAAGAAUGGCUCCGUCUCGGAGAACUCCAUCCCUUCCACGGGCCAGGAGGCACACAUCCCUGAGGAGGAACACCCGAACGGGGCUGGGCCUGCUGAGGAGGAGAAGCCUGCUCCACUGGUGGAGGAGGAGAGGGAGACAGUCAUGUGACCUCCUGAGCCACAGUUUUAAUGUUGGUGGCUGUUGGACUAUUGAAUAAACAUGAAAAGGAGUAGCGUACUUUUUUCUCAGGACACUGUACAAAGAUGCCGUCACCAAAACUGUCAUCUCUGAAGCACGAUUUGAAGGAGGAUGUUGCGAACCCGAGAGGUAGAAAGCAUUCCGCUUGGCAAACUGUGUGGUCAGUCAUUUGUGAACCGUGUAAACAGUAGCGGAUUACAGGUUUUUCUUGCGCUCCACCAGUAACACGAGGAUCAAUCAGGUCAAUAACGAACAUAAAAACAAACAGGUAGCCUGUGAUGUGGCACUUUUGCACACCUAUUCACCUUUUCCACUUACUUUAGUGUGUUGCAAAGGCUUUGAUUCUGUAAUGGCUGUAUACAAUGGCGUGGGUAUUUUAUGUGAAAUCUGUCAUGUUUGCCAGAUUCUGGACUGCAACUGGGCGAAGUUUACCAAGCCCAAUUCAGUCGUAUCCCUCUCAGGCCUAAAACGAAUGGACAAAAUUAUUUUAAAAAACACACAAAGCACCACUGUUCGCAUGUUAUUUUAGUUGUGGUUAUUGAUCGGAAGUUUCUGUUCUGUUCUUCACUGUUGGGACCAACGGAAAAGGCUACUAAUUGUUUGGAGACUGUCACAAACGCAGGAGACAGACCAUUGCUGCCUGAUAGACCUUUGAGUGACAGAUAAUCUUUCUGUGUUCAGUUCCAUAGGAUUCUUGCCAUAUAAUUGGCCUCAGUGGAAAACGGGCACAGUGGUUCUGACUCAUUGCUCCCCAGACUUACAGUAACCACAGAACUUGGACUAGAGCUUUGAAAGAAGUGCCCAUCCUGGCAGACAUCAAGUCCGAGGGCUUGCAUCGGAAGACUUUGAAAAUGGGAUGGAAGGACAUCAACAAAGCUUGCAUCACUAUCAGCUGAGAAAGUGUGAAGAAUGGUGUUGUUACCUGUGGGAUGGUGUCCCAUGUAAGACAUUGUCACGUGCUGACAUGCAGUUUUUCAGGGCUUUUUGGGAAUUUUUGAACUUUAGUCAUUUGCAGCAGGGGUAAGAGGAAUCAUGUAUGUUAAAUUCACUGCCAGAUUUGGAUGGUUUUAGAUAUUUAUCAAAGUUCUUGGCCAAAGAGGGUUUGAAGCUUAAGAACAACUCAUUUUAAAAAUACAGAUUAUUAUAUUGACAUGGUGCAUUCCAUUUCUAUUACAUUAGAGUUAAAAACAUAGAUGAGAAUAUAAUAUUUGAAAUGUGGUCAGUAUUAGAUUUACAUUGCACUAAAUUUAGUACAGAUUUGUUGUUGUGGCUACAAAGUACAAAGAAGGCAUGUGAUAUUUGAAGCCUACUGACAAUAAAACAGCCAAAAUAAAUUAUUACAGUCCAUAUUUCAGCAUUAUCAGGUAGCUGGUCAAACAAAUUAGCAAAACAUCAGGAUGCUCAAACCAGUGCUUGAACAUUUUAAAUACUGAAGCAUGUAUUGCAAGUAAGAAUAUGAAAAUAAAAUAUGAAAGAUUGUAAUGAGUUAUUACAGGUACACUACAUUGUAAAAUAUAUUUAAAAAAAUAGUAUUUCCCAGAACAAAUAUCAGAAUUUAUUUGAAUAGGAGGAAUGGCACACAUAUUUAGUAUAUUCCAGUGUUAUGCUGCUUUCUUGUAUAUAUGUUAAAUACUUUCCAUUGAAUAUAAGUCACAAUGUUUACAAAAAAAUCCAUCUAGUUGUGAUAUGAAGAGCAUUCACAUGUUGGAGUACGAGUAUGGUGGUGCACAGUUAUGAAUACUGGAAAGUAAUGUGGAAGAGAAAAAAUGUACAGCAGGCUAUAUCUUAAAGAUUUUGUUUACUUUUUAACACAGUCACAAAAUGUAAUUUGUAGAGGUGCUUUUGUGGUAUUAUAUACAGUAAAUUAAUGUCUUAAUAAUGUUGGAUGAUGUUGUAUAUUAAGAGUAACUAUUCAUUUAAAAUGGUUUUUGGAUAAUUUGUCAAUGUAACGUGAACAAAAAAAUAAACACAGAUUUGAAAGAAUGUUCAAAGUAAGAUCAAAACACUCAUUUGUAUUUGCAACAUGCAUACUGUAUGUUUGAAAGAUCUAUGGUCUAUUUAUCAUUUCAGCAAUUGGAGAGAAAUCCUCACAUUUUAACCAAUAACCAUGUGGAAAUAUUAACAAAUGUCUCUCUAAUGCAUCUAAAUAUAAUGUAUGUAUAAUAUAUUAUUGAACUCAAUUUCUUAUGAAAGAAUAUUUAGAACUUGUCUCUGUUGGUGCACAAAAAAUAAAGUAAUAAUCCUGGGCCAAAUCAAUUUUAGUCUGCUGCAAUGGGUUUCCUAAUACUAUUUGGUGUCUCUUCAAAUUGAAACUAUUGGCAAAAUUACUGGAACAAUUUUAAAUGGCAAUUUAAAAAAAUAACACAUUAAAUAUUUUCAACAUGAUCAUAUUUAAGCACUUUAACUCCCCCUGAUAUGUACUAUUGAUUGUAUCAUGUAUACUGAUUGUGUAUGUAUUCAGUCAGUAAAAUAUCAUGGAGAUUCUACUGA